AUGAAUAAACAAUUGAAUGAAGUAGAAUCACUCUGUCUAACUGGGAUAAAGAAGGGGGAUCCGGAAAUGGUAGAGAUGUAUUUUGGGCCCUAUCUUUCCUGUAGCCCUUCUACAGACAACAGCGCUCUUAUAAAGGCAUAUAUGCUCCUUUAUUAUCUGUCUACAGGCUCCAAAAAGACUUUUUAUACUACUAUUGAAACCGUGACGUCUUUAGAACUCUCGGAUCCUUGCAUCAGACUGGCCAUGGAGGUGGAUAUGUGUGUAAGUAUCGGAGCAGUCGAGCGCCUGAGGAGACUCAUCGAAGGAAAUGGCAGGAAAGAAUUUGAUCAAUUUCUAAAAGGCGUGCUUGAAAAUCAAAUGAAGAUAAUGGAGUCGUCUAUAAAUUACGAUGACCCCAGAUUGGAAAUCCAGAGUCAAGAGGAUAAGAAAGUCAUUGAAGAUGUAACAUUCAUUGGAAGGAAUUUGCCUGCUAACUUUUAG
This is a messenger RNA of Encephalitozoon intestinalis ATCC 50506, 480 nucleotides long. RefSeq lists its product as uncharacterized. Bases 1 to 480 code for a protein of 159 amino acids. NCBI's taxonomy places the organism in Eukaryota, Fungi, Microsporidia, Unikaryonidae. The transcript has a single exon. The record is from RefSeq and is a predicted model, not a curated record.